AUGGCACGAUGGGCGUUUGGAGUGCGACGAGUACUGUCGGAUGCUGUUGUUUCACGACAAAUCCAUCACCUGGUGUCCAGUCGCCCACCUCCGCCUCCACCGGUUCCGCUGCCUGCCGCAGCACCGCCACCACAGCCCUCAGGGCUCUCAGCAGGAUGGACAACGCAGGCAAGGUCCCCACCGCCGCCUCCGCCAGUUCCUGAACAAGUUCUGCCUGGAAGUCAGGGCUCGGCCAGCGAGGCUGGUCCUGCCUAUCCAGGAUCUCUGAGGUCCCCAGAAGAGCUUUUGGAUCUGCUCCGACAAGAUGGGAUUCCAAGAGGCCUUCAACAGCACUGGGACACAGUACAGCUACUUCACGAACAGGAAGCAUUUACUGUUGCUCAGGUCGCCUGGAUAUUUGACCAGUGUCGGCACGCACCGUCUCUGAAGCGCAUGGGCAAGCGUGGUGACGAGAAUGAGCUUCCUCUCGGCAAUCGCAUUGUGCAGCUGUUCACCCAUUUCGUUUGUGCUCGAAUUCCGGAGCUUACAGCUGACGAGAUGACUUGCUUUGUGGAGGCCCUCACUUCGCAAGCACUGCCAAUGGAUGAGUUCUGGCUGUUUAUGAUGGCCAAGCAAAUCCAGGACACACCAGACCGUUUCAGCCCAUCACAGAUUGCGACCAUCUCCCGGUGCUACGCAGACAAAGGGCUUGAGGAUGACGAGUUUUUCACUGCGCUGUCUGCAAGAGUGGCUCGGGGUCUGCAGCAGUUCCCUCUCUCCGAGCUUGCGAGUUUCCUCUUUGCCUGCGCAAAGAUUCGGUUCCUGGAUGAGGGGCUUUGUGAGAAAGCCUUCCCGCUCUUUGAGGAAGCACAACGCGUGGUGCAUUUAGAUGGACCGUCGCUGAGCGCUGCUAUCACUGCUGCCGCGCUACUUGAUUGGCUUCGGGCUGAGGAGGAUCACAAACAGUCACGCAGCACACGGUUUACCUGA
This is a messenger RNA of Symbiodinium natans, 969 nucleotides long. Lineage: Eukaryota; Dinophyceae; Suessiales; Symbiodiniaceae. The record is from the annotation of a GenBank genome assembly.